AAGACGGACAAUAUGGUUCUACCAACAAAAAUGUCACACAAAGUAAACAGAAUUUCUUAUCACUACCAUAAUGUUUUUGUUAUAUGUUUGUUAAUGUUUACAUUGUUUAUAAUUUUAAUCACGGCAUAUCAUAUAUUUAAAUUUGGAAGUACACAAAAACGCUCCGUAUAUAAUGCAAUUGUUCUCAAUGAUCUGCACUCAUUGCCUAUUCAAGUAAUAGAUGCAGAUUUUCCAAUGGCAGACACUACAAAUAUAUCUUGCACAUACUUCAGCUGUUUCAAUGUUUAUCGCUGUGGCAGUCAAGGGAAUAAACUUUUAGUAUACGUUUAUCCACCAAAAAUUUAUAUAGAUUCAUCAGAGAGACCUAUAACAAGUCAAAUAACGAAAGAAUUUUAUCAAAUUUUAAAUACCAUUAUCUCAAGUAAGUUUUACACACCGAAUCCAUAUGAAGCAUGUAUCUUCAUUCCGUCAAUUGAUACAUUGAAUCAAAAUAGAUUAAAAUUACAAGAAGUUUCACAAGCAUUGAAAGCUUUGUCAUUCUGGAAUAAUGGAGAGAAUCAUUUAAUAUUUAACAUGGUACCUGGAAGUGUACCUGAUUAUAAUACAGUCAUUGAUGUACCUGUUGGGAAAGCAAUGAUCGCGGGUGCAGGAAUGUCAUCAUUAACAUAUAGAUCUGGCUUUGAUAUUAGUUUACCAGUAUAUAGCCCUCUUGUAAAUAAUCUUAAACCGAAUUUUAAUAAUAAAAGACCAUGGUUAGUUAUUUCAUCUCAAAUGAACAUUAAUUCUGCUUUCGAACAAGAUUUAUUAGAAGUUAAAUCUAUGUCACCAAAGGAUAUUUUAAUAUUAGGAACAUGUCUGCAUUAUAGUUCUAUGAACAGUGCAAUCAGGUGCGCAGGAGAAGAAGUUUAUAAGUACCCUAAUGUGCUUCAAACAGCAACAUUUUGUCUAGUAAUUCGAGGUGCAAGACUUGGUCAGAGUACGCUUUUAGAAUGUAUGGCAGCAGGUUCUAUACCUGUAAUCAUAGCUGAUUCUCUUAUAAUGCCUUUUCAUGGUACAAUUGAUUGGACGAGAGCUGCUAUAUUCAUACGUGAAGUCAACAUUUUAUCAGUGAUAUCAGUUUUAAAAAAGAUAUCUCAGCAACGAAUUAUAGAACUUCAAGAACAGGGUGCAUGGCUUUAUGAAAAAUAUUUCAUGUCCAUGGAAAAAAUAACAGAGACUACAUUGGAAAUACUUGCAGAUCGUGUAUUCUCACAUUUAACUAGAGAUUAUACAUUUUGGAACAUACCACCUCAUAAGGAUGUUACAUCUCCAUUGUUUUUACCUAUCACUGUGCCAAAAACUCGAGGAUUUACUGCUGUAAUUUUAACAUAUGAUAGAUUGGAAUUACUAUUUCUUUUAAUUAAUAAACUUGUUAAAGUACCAAGUUUGUCUAAAGUUCUAGUUAUAUGGAAUAAUCAACAGAAAGAUCCUCCACAUUCAUCUAGAUGGCCAAAAUUGAAUAAACCAUUAAAAGUUAUACAAACAAAGGAAAAUAAACUAUCUAAUAGAUUUUAUCCAUACAAUGAAAUUGAAACUGAAGCAGUUCUAUCAAUAGAUGAUGAUAUCAUUAUGUUAACUGCUGAUGAAGUAGAAUUUGCUUAUGAGGUAUGGAGAGAGUUUCCAGACCGAAUAGUUGGUUUUCCAUCUAGAAUUCAUAUGUGGGAUAAUGGAACAAACUGUUGGAAAUAUGAAAGUGAAUGGACCAACAGUAUUUCUAUGGUUUUAACAGGAGCAGCAUUUCAUCAUAAAUACUGGAAUUACAUGUAUACCACUGCUAUGCCCGGUGAUAUAAAAGAAUGGGUUGACGAACAUAUGAACUGCGAAGAUAUAGCUAUGAACUUUUUAGUAGCAAAUAUCACAAAAAAAGCGCCAAUAAAAGUGACACCAAAAAAGAAAUUUCGAUGUCCAGAAUGCACAAAUACUGAAAUGUUAUCAGCAGAUUUAACGCAUAUGGUAGAACGUACACAGUGUAUAAAUAGAUUCUCUUCUAUUUACGGUUCAAUGCCAUUACAAUCAGUUGAAUUUCGAGCAGACCCCGUUUUGUUCAAAGAUAUAUUUCCCGAAAAACUUAAAAGAUUCAAUGAUAUUGGAAGUUUAUAAGUAUUUGUUUAUUUUAAAAUAAAAAAAUUUUUUUAUUGAAAAUUUAUUUAUUAUUAGGUUAAAUUUGAUUACUAUAUUUAUAAAAAUAAGUGAAAUAAAUGAUUUAUUGAAA
Messenger RNA from Frieseomelitta varia, 2251 nucleotides. It is a transcript of the gene sotv, whose product is annotated as exostosin-2. Bases 13 to 2139 code for a protein of 708 amino acids. NCBI's taxonomy places the organism in Eukaryota, Metazoa, Arthropoda, Insecta, Hymenoptera, Apidae. The transcript has 10 exons. The record is from RefSeq and is a predicted model, not a curated record. Gene Ontology annotation, molecular function: glycosyltransferase activity. Gene Ontology annotation, cellular component: membrane.